Nelumbo nucifera (sacred lotus) is the source of this 866-nucleotide messenger RNA. RefSeq names its product major allergen Pru ar 1-like. NCBI's taxonomy places the organism in Eukaryota, Viridiplantae, Streptophyta, Magnoliopsida, Proteales, Nelumbonaceae. The record is from RefSeq and is a predicted model, not a curated record. Gene Ontology annotation, cellular component: cytoplasm; nucleus. Gene Ontology annotation, molecular function: protein phosphatase inhibitor activity; abscisic acid binding; signaling receptor activity. Gene Ontology annotation, biological process: defense response; abscisic acid-activated signaling pathway.
UAGUCGGAAUUGUCAAAAAGAGAAGAACCCUAUUUUAUAGUUUUUGAGUGCGUUGAGUUUGACUGGAUGGCUUACCCACCUUUACUCUCAAUCCAUAUAAUUGAGAACUAGUCUCUCUUCAACUAAUACUAAUCAAAAGCUUCGCGAAUCGUUUCUUUUUCUUCGUCUUCUUCUUCUUCUUCACAGGCUUGAACCGUUUGCUGAGGAAAAAUGGGAGUAAUUCGUAUCAACCAGACGUUUGCGACGCGGGUGAGUCCAUCUAGGUUGUUCAAGGCCUUGAUCCUUGACUCGCACAACCUCUGCCCCAAGCUCAUGUUUGCAUCCAUUAGGAACAUCGAAUUUCUGGAGGGAGAUGGAGAUGUUGGAAGCAUCAAACAGAUCAACUUUACUGAAGCUAGUCCCUACCGAUAUGUUAAGCACCGAAUCGACGAGCUGGACAAAGAGAAUUUCACCUGUAAGUACACUUUGAUCGAAGGCGAUGCAUUGGCAGAGAAGCUGGAAUCAAUUACUUACGAGGUUAAGUUCGAAGCUAAUGCCUGGGGAGGAUGCAUCUGUAAGAUGUCGAGCGAAUACAGAACAAUUGGGGAUGUCGAGGUCAAAGAAGAAGAAAUUGAAGACGGAAAGGACAGAGCCAUUGGGAUGUAUGAGGUUGUCGAAGCCUACCUCUUGGCUCAUCCUAAUGCCUAUAAAUAGUUAAUUAAUUAGUCUUGUCUACUCGAAUCCAUCUUUUUGUUUUGUUCAAUUCUCCCAUUACAGAUCUACAUGUGUUGUGUAUAUCGGUUAUCGAUCUGGCUGGAUAAUAUAUAAAUAUUUGUUUCUGCAUUUGUUAACUAUGUUGAAUUAAUCUGUGAUUUUUGGCGAAUAUA